AUGUCAUUAAGAUUAGUUCCAGAUAGUAAUUUUAGUGCCACCAUCAACCCAACUGAGUUUGGAGAAAAAGCUGCCCAUGCUCCAGGAUUACAAGAUGUGUUAAGAAAUCAAGAAGGACCAGCCAAUUUAGCAUCUAAAAUUAACAAUCGUCAUCCAUUAGAAGGAAGAGUACAAAAUUGGGAUGCCAAUGAACAAAAUACCAGAAUGGAAAGUUACAGAAGAAUCUUUGGUGCUGGGGAACCAAUUAAAAGAACCAUGGAAUUAAAAAUCAUUGAUGAUUUAGAAUUCAGACCAAGUAUUAUGGGAGCCUCAAGUGAUUUACAUAAAGAUAUCUUGUUAAAUAAAGAUGCUUCAGUUGACUGGGAAGAUGUUUACAAACAUGAUAUUAAUGAUGGAUAUAAUGCUAAAGAUUUCCAUAGUGAGAUGGAAAAGAAAAUGGGUAUAUAG
This is a messenger RNA of Yamadazyma jaroonii, 447 nucleotides long. NCBI's taxonomy places the organism in Eukaryota, Fungi, Ascomycota, Pichiomycetes, Serinales, Debaryomycetaceae. The record is from the annotation of a GenBank genome assembly.